UUUUCAGUGUAAAAUCUUUGUUUUUUUCGACCAUUCGAAAACACAGCGUCUGGUUGAUACAAGUUUGUAACAAAGCCUCUGAUUGGUCAAGUGGAUCAAACAUGGACAACUAGAAGUCCGCGAACAACAACAGUAAUCUUUUACGUCUUGAAAAACGGGAUAAAAAUGAUCAUUUGAGUCAUUCAAUGUUGGAUUUAUCAUCGUGGACGUGUUGUACAAAGACUCCGAAGAGACACUGAAGUUCCAGGGGCACUACAAAUCUCCUGAAAGGGCCACGAACGACGCAAGUGUUAGCUUCCCGUCCAAACAAACCGAGACACAGAUGUGGAUUAAAACGCCUAAAUGGGACAGAAAACGCGUCCGCUGAGAAAAAAAGUGCUCAGAGCAAGUGACUGUGAUGGGCUGUCGGACUACAUCUGAAGGACCGAAGAAUAAUAUCCACAACAGACCCACUUUGAAGAACAAUAUUUGAUUCAAUCAAUGCUGCAGCCUCCCCCGGGGAGGGAAUUACACCCGAGCAGUAGGUGGGACCUCAGAAAAGAUCAACAGUGGACCAUGUGAUACUUGACCUUCACGGAGAGAACUCAGACACACUCCAGAAGAUGUCAAAUUUGAGCUGAGGCUGCACUCGAGAGGGUCAGGCGGCUCGAGUUUCGGUCGUCUUUUUCACGUGGUGUUGAUCGACAUUCAGACACCAUGGGCCCACAGUGACAGUGGAGCAUAGGUAUCAAUGCUGGACCUUCAUUUGCUGAGGAGAACCAGACACCUCACCAUGGAUGUGAAGGAGAUUUUCUCCACCAAAGAGCGACUGUGAGAAAGACGGAAGGAACUGGGGGGGGGGAAUUGGACACUGGAAGCGAGGGGGAUUAGCUAGUGUGCUGCUAACCCAUGGUGCAUCUGCUGUGAGCAGGACAAGGGACUCAGCAGUGGAGGAUGUCAGCAGAGGCCGAGCUCCAGCUGGGUGUCAAAACCAGCCAGCGAAGGGAGUCCAGGAGGAUCAAAGGUCAGGACCGCACUGAGGCGGGGCUUAUUAAGCGUUUCCGUGGAGAUGGCGUGCGGUACAAGGCCAAGCUGAUCGGGAUUGAUGAGGUGACAGCGGCGCGCGGGGACAAGCUGUGCCAGGACUCCAUGAUGAAGCUGAAGGGGAUGGCGUCCUCGGCACGUUCCAAAGGGGAGCACAAGCAGAGGGUCUUCUUGACGGUCUCGUUCGGCGGGAUCAAGAUCUACUGUGAAAGAUCAGGGGUGCUCCUGCAUUACCACUCGGUCCACGAGAUCAGCUACAUCGCCAAGGACACCAGGGACCACCGGGCCUUUGGCUAUGUCUGCGGGAAGGAGGGCCACCACAGGUUUGUGGCCAUCAAGACUGCACAGUCGGCGGAGCCUCUCAUCAUCGACCUGCGCGACCUCUUCACUCUCAUCUAUGACAUUAAGCAGAGGGAGGAGAUGGAGAAGAAGGCUCAGAAGGAUAAGCAGUGUGAGCAGGCGGUUUACCAGACCAUCCUGGAGGACGAGGUGGAUGAUCCAGUUUACCAGUACAUAGUGUUUGAGGCUGGACACGAACCCCUCCGCGGCCCCCAGUCAGAGGAGAGCGUUUAUCAGGUCCCAACCAGUCAGCAGAAGGAAGGGAUCUAUGAUGUCCCAAAGCGCCAUUUCAUGACUAAUAUCAACCACUUUGAUCUUUUCGGCGACAUGUCCACACCUCCCUCUAUGCCCCCAUCACCUGCCAACACACUGGACCCAAGCAGGAGCAGCCGCCAGCAGCAGCAACACACUGAGAUGUACGCGCCGUUCAGCCCCACCUCCGUGCCAUCAGGUUAUAUGACCAUGGGCCCGGUGCAGGCUGCCCAGUGGGCACAGCAGCCAUUCUCUGGUCAGGCUCAGACUCUGGCCUUCCCCGUGCAAGGGCCCCUCCAGGUGGCUCAGGUCCUCCCCGGUGGUCAGCCGGUCAUCUGGAGCCAGGCCAACAUUUUCCCAGCCACUCAGCAGCAGUGGGCGGCCAUGGCGGCCUACAUGCCAGCCCAGACCGUGGGCGUGGGGGGCCAUGCAAUCCCAGCUGCCAUGCUCCAAGGCCUGGUUCCCAUCACCACCAUGUGCCCCCAAGCCUGCGACCUGUCCGCGCCGUCCUCGGCCAUCACCAGCCCCCAGCACACAGCCGACCCCACACUGCUCCAGAGGCAGCUUAGUCUGGGCAAAGAUGGCCUCGGCAUGGACUCGGACGCAGGCGAGGGCCCCUCUACAUCAGGAGCCGGAGCAGCGGGUGUGGGACCUGGCAUGGCGUCAGCAGUGGUGAGCAGGUGUGGGACCCCAGGCCUCAUGAGUGUACCGGACCAGCUGGCCUGCAGUCAGCUGCUGUCACCGUCAUCUGUUGCGACCCAGGAAGAGGAAGGGAGCUGUAGUGACCUUGAUCUCUCUAGGAUGACCUUGAGCCCAGGAACAUCCACGUCACCGUCCACUGAAUCUCCAUCAACUCCAGCCCCGCAGCAGAGCUGUUCCUCCGACUGCCCCCCAUCCCAGGCCAGCGACGCCCCCACAGAUCAGUCCCCUGUCGACCAGGAGGACAACCCCAGCGACGCCAAGGAGGAGCAAUCGAUGAACCUACAUGAAGCUGCCGUCACAACAGCGAGCUAUGAGAAGCGCGGUGUCCGUCAACCUCGGUCAGUGGGCGAUCCGCUGGUAGUUCAUCCGGUGGACUGUGUUUUCUCAGUGUGGAGCGCAUGGUCACGCUGUGACACUUGCCAGAAGAAAAGAUAUCGCUACGCCAAGCUUGACCAGCUGUCUCAGUUUGGAGGGGAGCCAUGCAAUUUCCAUGACAGGGAGGAAGAGGCCUGUGAUGUUCCAGCCCGCUUCACCUGUGACAAUAUUCCUCUGUGUGAAGGAUUUGUCUGCACCCAAACAGGUCGCUGUAUUCACAGGACUCUGCAGUGCAAUGGGGAGGACGACUGUGGCGACAUGUCCGAUGAAGUCGGCUGCAGGAAGGUUCCCAAGCCCUGCAGGCAGGAGGUUGAGGAGUUCUGGGGAAUCGAAGACCUUGCCAAAGGAAUCAACAUCUUGAACAGUAACCUGGAGGGAGUGGUGCUUGACAACCGAUACUAUGGCGGCAGCUGCUUGCCCCAGUACAUCCAGGAUGUCAGGUUCAGGAAGCCUCACAACUUGCAACAGUACACUCUCCAGACAAGUGGCUCAUAUGAUUUCAACGUGCAGUCUUUCGAGUCGUACUCUGACUACAUGGACUACACCAUGAAGGAGCGUAUGACCCAAACCACUGUUUCCUAUGGGUUCGCCAUUCCUGGCCUAUUUGAAUUUGGCUACAACCACAAUAAGGCCAAAUACACCAAAUCGAUUCAGAAGAUUCGCCGGGCCUCUGGCAAUAUUAACAGCUUUAUCAGAGCCAAAGCAGAACUGGAGUUGGCCCAGUACAUGCUCAAGGCAGAUGAUUUGAUGCUUCACCCCGAGUUCCUGCAGCGUCUGCGCUCCUUGCCGCAGUCCUACGUUUAUGGAGAAUACAGACAGAUAUACAGAGACUACGGCACCCACUACAUCACAGAGGCUGCCCUCGGAGGACAAUACGAGCACACCAUCAUUCUGAACAAGGAGAAGCUCGAGAAGACAGAUUAUACCUUGGAAGACUACAAGUCCUGCACCCAGAAAGGCCUUAAGGUUGGGGCCAACAUAUAUGGUGUUUAUGUGUCGGUGGGAUUUCAAGGUGGAUCCUGCAAUGGCCUGUUGAAUGAGAUGGGAGAGGACACCGCGCUUGGCAGCAUCGUGGAGGACUUUGUCGCUGUCGUGCGGGGAGGCAGUAGUGAAUCCAUCAGUGGCUUGGUGUCCAAAAAGCUUCCCACCCCGCAGCUGAUGAAACUUUGGGGCGAGGGCGUACGUUUCAACCCUGACUUCAUUCGCUCGACCACGCGGCCGCUCUAUGAGCUGGUGACCUCCAGGGACUUCACCCACGAUGCCACCCUGAAGAGAAACCUCAAGAGAGCAUUGUCAGAGUACCUGGCGGAGACCAGCUCAUGCCGCUGUGCUCCCUGCCACAACAACGGAGUGGCCGUUUUGAGAGGCACAAGGUGUGACUGCGUUUGUCCUGUUGGUUACAACGGAAGCGGCUGUGAGAUCACUCAGAGGCAAAAAGUAGGCAUUGACGGCAGUUGGAGCUGCUGGGGCGCCUGGUCGUCCUGCAGUGGAAGAACGAUGUCGCGGAGUCGGCAGUGUAACAACCCGGCACCCAGCAAUGGAGGCCUGGCAUGCACAGGACUGCAGCAAGAGUCGACUGAAUGCUAAGCAGCACCAAUGUCAACAAGAUUUUUAAAUGAGAGUUAGUCUGUGGUUUGUUUUGUCUUUGGACUGCCUAAUGUGACUUAACGAUUCACAUUGGAAUAAAAUGAUACAGACAAAAAAGGAA
Messenger RNA from Scophthalmus maximus (turbot), 4399 nucleotides. Its product is annotated as complement component C8 beta chain-like. Gene Ontology annotation, biological process: immune response. Gene Ontology annotation, molecular function: protein binding. Bases 934 to 4278 code for a protein of 1114 amino acids. Gene Ontology annotation, cellular component: membrane attack complex. Lineage: Eukaryota; Metazoa; Chordata; Actinopteri; Pleuronectiformes; Scophthalmidae. The record is from RefSeq and is a predicted model, not a curated record. The transcript has 26 exons.